AUGGCAACUCACUAUGGACGACACUUGGAGCGACUCCAACGUGGUGAAUACCUUGAAAGCAAUAUACUACUUGCACUAUGUGAGCGAGUAAAAGAUCUUCUUGUUGAAGAUGAUAAUGUCGUUCAUGUGUCAUCCCCUAUUGCUGUCUGUGGAGAUAUUCAUGGGCAAUAUCAUGAUCUUCUUGAGCUAUUUAAAUUAACAGGACAGGCACCUGAUACAAGUUACGUCUUUUUAGGUGAUUUUGUCGAUCGUGGAGCAAUGAGCGUUGAAACAAUAUCGAUAUUAUGUGUACUAAAGGCCAUUUAUCCGGACCGUGUGACCUUAUUACGUGGUAAUCAUGAAUCACGACAGACAACACAAGUCUAUGGAUUUCAAAUUGAAUGCAUGAAGAAAUACGAUGGCGAUGCGCGUAUUUAUAAAGCAUUUAUGGAUUUGUUUGACUUUUUACCCUUGGGAGCACUUAUUGACAAUCGUUUACUAUGUCUACAUGGAGGCUUAAGUCCAGCAUUACAUCAUUUGGAUCAAUUACGGAUGCUUGAUCGGUUUCAAGAGAUUCCACCAGACGGAAUUUUUGCUGAUAUUGUAUGGUCGGAUCCAGACCCCAAGACAUUGGGAUUUCAUAUGUCACCGCGAGGAGCUGGAUAUAUCUUUGGAGAAGAUGUCGUGGAGAAGUUUUUACGCACAAACAAGCUAGCGCAUAUAGCGAGAGCGCAUCAAUUGUGUAUGGAAGGAUAUCAAGUCCUGUUUCGAGAAACCUUUUCAACGGUUUGGAGUGCACCAAAUUACUGCCACCGCUUUGGAAAUCUCGCAGCUAUUAUGGCAGUUGACGAUCACCUUGAGCGCACUUACAAAACGUUCAAGGAAGCCCCAUCGUCUAGAACUAUUGGCGUGUUGGACAGCAAGGGUACAAGCUCUGACGCUAUUGACGCCGGCUACUUUACGUAA
This is a messenger RNA of Peronospora belbahrii, 945 nucleotides long. The record is from the annotation of a GenBank genome assembly. Lineage: Eukaryota; Oomycota; Peronosporomycetes; Peronosporales; Peronosporaceae.